AUUCGCUCUCGUUCACGGGCUACUUUCUGUCAGUUGCGUUGAACUUUGUUUUGUGUAGUUGUCAAAAUGGCAGAAGAAAUUCCUUCCGAGGAGUCGGGCGGUUUCCUGUAUAAUUUAGUUUUAGAAAUAAUACAAAGUCCUUUAAAUAUCGCAUUAGUUCUUGCAAUUGCUUUUUUGGCCUACAAAAUUCUAAAACGGUCCAAUGAGGAACCAGUGUAUUCACCGCCAGAGCCACAACUUCCAAAGUUACGGAAAGAUUUUACCCCUGAAGAACUGAAACCCUAUAACGGAACACAAGAGGAUGGACGCGUUUUGAUGGCAGUGAAUGGAAAUGUGUACGAUGUCACUAAAGGAAAAAGAUUUUAUGGGCCGGGGGGUCCUUAUGCCGCAUUCGCCGGCCGGGACGCUUCAAGAGGCCUGGCAACCUUUUCUGUCGAAUGUAAAACUGAUGGCUAUGACGAUUUAAGUGAUUUAAAUUCGAUGGAAAUGGAUUCCGUUUUAGAAUGGGAAGCACAGUUCAAAGAAAAAUACGAUUUGGUCGGCCGGCUUUUGAAACCUGGAGAGGAACCACGAAAUUAUUCCGAUGACGAGGAUGAGGAAGAUUCGAGUGGAACCAGUGCGAAUGUGACUGCACGCACAGGCGAUAGUGGUGGUGGCGGCGAUAAACCAAAGAGUGAAUGAUUGGGCUGAGAGUUGUAAUUUAAGUCAGAAGUUCUAUGCUGUGCAUUUCAUUUGCUUUUUAUAAUAUUUUUAAACAGUUUUGUAUUGAAAAUUAGUUGUUAUCAAAUGUUUUCUACAAGCUACUUAAAACUUACAAAUAUAUAUUCGGGAGAGUAUACUAUCAGAAAAUA
This is a messenger RNA of Photinus pyralis (common eastern firefly), 851 nucleotides long. Its product is annotated as membrane-associated progesterone receptor component 1-like. NCBI's taxonomy places the organism in Eukaryota, Metazoa, Arthropoda, Insecta, Coleoptera, Lampyridae. The record is from RefSeq and is a predicted model, not a curated record. Gene Ontology annotation, cellular component: endomembrane system; membrane. The transcript has 3 exons. The coding region runs from base 67 to 681 and encodes 204 amino acids.